Mycotypha africana is the source of this 1845-nucleotide messenger RNA. RefSeq lists its product as uncharacterized. Bases 1 to 1845 code for a protein of 614 amino acids. Gene Ontology annotation, biological process: cellular response to glucose starvation; protein catabolic process in the vacuole. The transcript is spliced from 2 exons. The record is from RefSeq and is a predicted model, not a curated record. NCBI's taxonomy places the organism in Eukaryota, Fungi, Mucoromycota, Mucoromycetes, Mucorales, Mycotyphaceae.
AUGUUCACAGCUAAGAAACAUGCAGCUGAUGAUGAUUUCGAAUCGCCUAGAAACGUUAUUACAGAAAGCAAUGUGGACUAUUUGUCGUAUAAGUUCGACGAAAUGGAUCUCGCUGCUUCUUGGCGAGUGUUGACGAAGCAAAAAUUAAGCAUUGUUAAUGGUAUUCGAUUGGAAAAUGCCUCGUGGAGAACGUGGGCAAAGCAACGAAACAAUUUAAAAACUAUCAGUCCGGAUACAUUAAAUUGGUUGAAGGAUAGUGAUGUCACUUGGCUUUAUGGCCCUCUACAUACAGUUAUCAAGAAUAUGGAUGACGAGGAUAAAUAUGCUAAACCCAAAGUGUCAACCACGGAAGAAACAUUAGGCUUGAUUGCUCACAAUCCUAAAUCUAAAGGGUUGAACAGUGAGAAUGAUAUAAUGAAAACGGAUGAAAGCACGAAAAAAGAGACCAAAGCAUUCAACAAAACUGUCCAUUCUGUAGCCUCUGCCAAUUCUAUUACCACGCCGCCUGACUCCACAUCCACUACUUCUUCUUCGCCUAUAGCUUCACCACAAAGACCUUUAAAAUCCGCUUUAAAGAAAGUGACCAUGUCAGAUUUGUUGAAAAGAUCAGCUUCUGAAUUGCAAAUCAAUACGAAACUAGCAGCGAAUAAUGGCAUUUCUAUAUCACAAGCAAAUCAGCAACUGGGUGCUUUCUCCCCAGCUGUUAUUGCUAAUCAUCGUCAGCCUAAAUUAAGAUUUAAUCAAUAUGUAGAACAGUGUAUUGCCCUUUACGACAAUGAUGACAGUCCCCGUCACAGUAGCAAUAAUACUAAUGGUCGGAAAAAGACAGUGCGGACCAAAAUCCCCACUGCUGACAGUGAUCGUCAUGACUUGGGUGUGGAUGAAAAUGAGGAUGAAGACGAUGAUAAUGACUCAAUAACCUCGGAUGAUUAUGAUCCAGACGAGGAUUCCGACGAGGAUGAUGGGCUUGUAAUGCGUAGAAAUAGUAGCAGCAGAAUGCCAAAGUUAAGAACAGCGAUCAAGAAGAUCGAGCCUACACUAUUGAAAACGAACUCACUGUCGGACGAAGAGGAUUCAAUGUACUCGGAUUCUUCUGAUGAAGAAGAUAUGGUCAUGAUGGCCUCGUCCAGUAGUCAUAGACGCGGUAGCAGCAGUCGAUUUCAUGUAGGAGGAGGAGGUCGUAGAAAAUCCGCUUCAGCGCCUAUUGUGGAUGCUGAUACAUGGGAGGCUGAAAGCGCAGAAUCGGAUGCAUUUGUGAAUCAUAUCAUUCAACUUUCGCAGCAAAAACGACAGCAACAAGCAGAUUACUAUAGGAAUAGAGAUCCGGCAGCCGAUAAAAUACCCACGGACCCCUCGACUGCCAGUAACAAUAAUUACAAUUAUGAAGAUGGCAAUUAUACUACAGAUGGAGGCAUACCAACAAGAUCAGAUUAUGAUUACGAGUUCGACGAUGACGAUUGGGAUACGCAUAGUGAGCAUGUUGAAGAUGAUCCUUUCUCUUUCCAUACGACGGAAUUCUACCCGCCUGUUUCUCCAUCGCAACCUGUGGGUUGUUACAUUGCUCCCAAAUCAGCCCCAACACCCAAUGCACCAGUUUUGUCAGCGAAUAUUAGACCCAAAGUGGAGAGAAGUCUUAGCCAUACAAAUGUGGCAGAGACAAUUCAGCAUAAUCAACAACAGUAUGAUGGUGCUUCAUCGGAUAGUAUCAAGAAUAAUGAUAAUAAUACUGCUGUGGCUACCAACAGGGAGAAUACCGGCAGUGCUGCUGACAUGAGUAAAGGCAGCUCAUUGUUUAGUAGCAUUGCUAAUUGGGCAUCCACACAUUUAUGGCCCUCAGACAAAUAA